CCCACCUGAUGAUGUGACACACAAGAAAAGUAGAUGUUUAUACGCUGAAAAACCAGUAGUAAACGAGUUAGAAGCGUGCGCAGGAUGGCACCGAUCUUAGCAGAAAACAGCAAACCCAACUUGCCCGAUGGCGACAAUUAUGUUAACAAUGGCUUUGUGAAUAUUAAAAACCCCCACUUGGACUUGCUCUCUGAAGACAUCCUCUACCAUUUUGACUUGGGAACUAAAACGCACGACCUGCCCUUGAUGUUUGGCGAUGUUAAGUUUGUGUGUGUUGGCGGAAGCGCUAACAGAAUGAGAGACUUUGCAGUUUUCAUUCACAAGGAGCUGGGCUUGGAAGGAGAUGGUAACAGCAUAACAGACAUCUGCGCUGGAACAGACAGAUACAGCAUGUACAAAGUGGGGCCAGUGCUUUCAAUUAGUCAUGGGAUGGGAGUCCCAUCCAUUUCCAUAAUGCUCCAUGAACUCAUCAAACUUCUCCACCACGCAAAGUGCCGGGACGUCACCAUUAUACGCAUCGGAACUUCGGGAGGGAUAGGCAUCGAGCCGGGCACUGUCGUCAUUACAGACACAGCCGUGGAUGCCUUUUUUAGACCUCAGUUUGAUCAAGUGAUUUUGGAUAAAGUGGUCGUGAGAAACACCGAGCUCCACCGGGAACUGGCAGAAAACCUACUGCAAUGCAGCACCGAGAUCCCUGACUUUCCUUCGAUUAUCGGUCACACGAUGUGCACGUACGACUUUUAUGAAGGUCAGGGAAGAUUGGAUGGCGCUCUCUGUUCAUUUUCUAAAGAAGAAAAGUUAGAAUAUCUGCGCAAGGCAUACGCUGCAGGCGUUCGGAACAUAGAAAUGGAGUCAACCGUAUUUGCUGCUAUGUGCCAUCUCUGUGGACUUAAAGCGGCGGUGGUGUGUGUGACCCUCCUCAACAGACUAGAAGGUGAUCAGAUCAGCCAAAGUCACAACGUUCUCAAGGAAUUCCAGACACGUCCCCAGCAGCUGAUUGCCAAGUUCAUCAAGAAGCAGCUUGGCUUGUGCACAUAGCUAGGUGGCAACAAUACACACGUCUCCCAUACAUCACAGCUAUGUACAGUGUAUGUGAAAUAUAUAUAUAUGUUUGUAUAGUGAGUAGCAAUUUUAUUUGCACAUCAUGAUUAUUUUUUUAUUUUGUGAACGGAUUGACAGGAUCCCCAGCGGGGCUGCCAAUCUAUGUAAAGUACA
Molecule: messenger RNA, 1215 nt
Organism: Spea bombifrons (plains spadefoot toad)
Lineage: Eukaryota; Metazoa; Chordata; Amphibia; Anura; Pelobatidae
Gene: UPP2
Product: uridine phosphorylase 2
Exons: 7
Coding region: 85-1038 (317 amino acids)
Biological process (GO): uridine catabolic process; nucleotide catabolic process
Cellular component (GO): cytosol; cytoplasm
Molecular function (GO): uridine phosphorylase activity
Source: RefSeq, a predicted model, not a curated record